Molecule: messenger RNA, 234 nt
Organism: Australozyma saopauloensis
Lineage: Eukaryota; Fungi; Ascomycota; Pichiomycetes; Serinales; Metschnikowiaceae
Exons: 1
Coding region: 1-234 (77 amino acids)
Biological process (GO): negative regulation of ATP-dependent activity
Cellular component (GO): mitochondrion
Molecular function (GO): ATPase inhibitor activity
Source: RefSeq, a predicted model, not a curated record
AUGUUGAGACAAGUGACCAGAACCGCCCCAGCCUUCAGACAAUUCUCCUUCACGCAGCGUGCGUUCACCGAGCCAACCAAGAACGACUCGUUCAAGGACAGAGAGGCCGCCAACGAGAACGUCUACGUGAAGAAACACGAGGCCGAGCAAUUGAAGAAAUUGAAGGAGCAAUUGGAGAAGCAAAAGAAGGUUGUUGAAGAUUUGAACAAGGAGAUCGAUAACUUGAAGAAGUAA